Molecule: messenger RNA, 2313 nt
Organism: Cyprinodon tularosa
Lineage: Eukaryota; Metazoa; Chordata; Actinopteri; Cyprinodontiformes; Cyprinodontidae
Product: beta-1,3-galactosyltransferase 1-like
Exons: 3
Coding region: 485-1741 (418 amino acids)
Cellular component (GO): membrane
Molecular function (GO): N-acetyl-beta-D-glucosaminide beta-(1,3)-galactosyltransferase activity
Source: RefSeq, a predicted model, not a curated record
UUAAACAUGGGACACAAGCCCAACCUUUCUGAUGAUAGUUGGUGUCUUAAGGGGACUCCUGAGAAUUUCAAAGGAAGCUGGAGCAAACAAAGGUGCAGCACCAGUUCUGCAGAUUACACCAAAGAACUAACUAUGUUUACCUAAUCACCUGAGAUGUAAGCCAAUAUGUUUAGAAACGUUUUUUCUUUUUAUUCAACACUUUUACUGGUUUGUAAUAGUCAUUGCAGCUGAUAGCAAGAGAAUGCAAAAGCUGAGCCAUCUAUUUUUUUGUACUGCAGCGACAUUCUUGCUUCAGAUGGAGACAAACUGAAGCACAGACUUCAAGCCUUGGGUGUGUCGGAGCCUCACUCUGCUAUGGCUGGACAAAGCUGGCGGGCUUUUGUCUUCCAUUUGCUGGUUACUUCCUUUUGGCUGACCCACAUCAGUAUUCUGCCACAUAAAUGAUCGGUGUCUUUGAGCAGCUCUUAUUUUACCCAUCCAGGAAAUGGAGAAUGAUGACAAACUUGCAGAAAGCCGGCGAUGUUUCAGCUUCUCACGUCGCCACAGUCUGUUCUUAUUUUUGACUCUGGGAGUCUUGUUUUUCUUCUACAGCACUAACAUCAGGGUCAUGACGUCCGACUGGAUCCCUAAACAGUGGAUACAAAACCACCCAACGAAAUCCUCCUUCCCAUUCAGGAAACAAACUACUCUAUUAAGAAACACUAAUGUGUCCAAAGCCAGGCUGGCUGCUGCUGCUUCUCCUGGGCCCACAAUCAAGGCCACCAGAGGUAAAAGUCCUCAAAGCACAGCCAUCCUUCCAACGCACCGUUCAGUGACUCAACUGCAAAGGAGGCUUUCAUCAUUGGGAACUAAGAAAAUGCUAACAACUCAAACUCUCCAUAGGACGGCCAUUCCCUAUGUAUCUCCUGGGCCCUACUUGGUGGAGUACCCUUAUGAGUAUCGCUAUAUCAUCAAUGAGCCUCAAAGAUGUGAGCAGGAGAAGCCAUUUGUGGUUCUGAUUGUUCAAGUGGCGCCACGCAACAGAGCUCACCGUGACGUCAUCCGCAAUACCUGGGGAAGUGAGAAGCUGGUGAACGGUAAAGCUGUGAGGCUCUUCUUCCUACUUGGAAUGCAAACUGGAGAUGACACACAGCAGGUCCACCAGCAGCUGCAGCAGGAGAGCAAAGACCAUCACGACCUCAUCCAGAGUAACUUUGUGGACUGUUACAAGAACCUGACCAUAAAGACCAUGGUGAUGCUGGAGUGGCUGAACUCUUUCUGCUCCAGCACUCCUUACGCCAUGAAAAUUGAUUCAGACAUGUUUCUGAAUGUUGCUAAUCUUGUCAAUAUGCUCUUACAAGCUCCAACGACAAACUACAUGACUGGCCUGGUGGCACAUGGGGGACAAGUCUUAAGGGAUCUCAAUUCCAAAUGGUACGUUCCUGUGGACCUUUUCAGUGAAUCCGUGUAUCCUCCCUACGCUUUGGGUCUGGGCUACGUUUUGUCUAUUGACCUCACCAAAAAGCUAAUUGAGGCUUCUAGACAUGUUAAAGCUCUUUACAUUGAAGAUGUUUAUUUAGGCCUGUGUAUGAGGCACCUGGGUAUCCAUCCAACAGACCCCCCAAAUGGGUUCUACUUCCAUGUAUUCCCUCUGGGAUACAAUCGAUGUAGUUACUCCAAGAUAAUUGCCACUACAACUCAGCAAGACACGGAUCGAGUGUGGCUCUGGAAGGACUUUAAAAAAAAUGGUCAGUACUGUUGAUUUGUGUAGAAGGUUGAAAAUAAUUGUACUGAAAUUAAUAAAGAACUUAAACGCCUCAGAAAAGGUCAUUGCUGUUUUAAGGGUGUUCUUAAAACUGAAAGGAAGAAGGCGGUGCCAACUCCUCAGCAAGAAAAGUCCUUAUUGGCUGUCAGAAAAAGCAGUAGGGAGUCUGAAAAGGUGCUGUUUUUAGUGACAACAUUGAUAAGUUGGAAACACUUAGACUUUGACAACUUUUGUUGUCAUUUUGUAUACGCAGUGUUUGUACAAUAUGGAUUUGAUGUUGAAGUUCAGAGCUUUGAAUACAUGUUGUGCAAUUAUGCAGUGUUUUGGUUUGGUGUUGUCAGUUUGAUGCAGAGUCUGUGACAUGAUUUAGAGUUUUUUUCAAUAGUUCAGCUGUUUGAUGGCAGUGGGGAAGAACAGGGAGAACAGUCAAAGUCCAACAUUGGUCCAAGGCUGUUUUUAUUGAAGUAUAAUUUAAAAUGAAAACCUUUUUGUACCAAUGUCUUUAAAUUCCUGGUCUGGUGGUGGCUUAAAGGUUCUUGGAAGAUCUGAAUAAACUGACUGCAUGACCA